UCCUUCUGUUUUUCACUAAAAGCACUUCACAACCUCCUCGACGCAAGCUUUGGCAUUUUUUCCCCGAUUCAAGCCUUCGCGUUUUCCCCAAUGGGCAACCUUCUCAUUUUUCCCCGAUGCACUUCACUUCCGUUCCUCUCUACACUCUAGCCACAGGAAGAAGAGGCAACAUGAGCAAUUUCUACAAUUUCUUUCGCAAGCCCAAGGACACAAAGAAUAUUCGCAAGAGGAAAAAAGUUGACUUCGAUGAGGAAGUCUCCAUCGAUGAUAUUUUGUCUUUCGAUCCAAAGAUGAAGAAGUUCGCCGAGCUUUCCUUCUCUUCGUCUUGCUCCGAGGUUGGCUUCCUGUUCCAGUUUGAUUCGUCCAUGGAGAUCCAGGUCAAGCAUGAUAGUUGCACCAUGGCUGCACUCGAGAUGAAGACCGAGUUCUCCAAGGAUGCCUGCACCAUCAGCGAGUGGGUGCUGAAGAGGGCAGAGGAGGCUCUCAAGGGCAAGUAAGUCUGGCAGAGGAGCGAUGAUAAGAUAUACAAAGGGAUCCACAGGUACACUAAUUACAUUCUGCUCUAAAGUAAUGUGAUGUUUAUGAUGCAUCUAUUGGCAUGUGUUUUUUCUGAUAAUGAUUUCCUUGAACAUGUAUACUAUUCACAUGCAUUGUUCAAUUAAGGCAUUAUAUUAAGGGUUCGAUCAUUUAAUCUGCAUAGUGUGUUUAUUAGUUGUGCUUAUUGUGUGAAGAUUGUAGUAUGAGAUUUCUCAUGUAUUUUAACCAGUUAUGUGUCAACAUCUUUUCUUCUGUUACUAAGUAAAGCACUUACAUGUAGAAAGGAUAUUUGCUAUACAAAAUUCAUGCGUUCCAAUUUAUCAUAAAUAGUCAUAUCGUUCUUGUAAGGUGAUUCCAGUGUAGGUUGCAUGUUUCUGGUGGCUGGAUUUAUUAAAAGCAAACAUAAAGAUCCUACUAUAAAGUUAAAUUAUUUAAAUACCGCUUUACUUUGUAUUUGGACAUCCAAGCUUAGCAGUGAUGGCAUAAUGCAUGUUUGUUCAUAUCUCAAUAACAAUAUCUUUAUUUCUUUGUAGUUUAUACAUCAUCAAAAGCUAGUAUGUUAGAUCCUAGGGGAUUUGAAACCUUUCAUUAUAAGAUUAGUCCCAUAACUUUGAUUCAAUAAGCUAUAUGUGUUCUUACACUAACACAAGACUCUUUGUUCAACAUUCUCAAGAUUUAUCGCAUUCAAAUGAUUUGGAAUUUGUUUUUCCCAUAUCAAACUAAACUAUGAAUGUGAUUGGACCUUUUACUACUAUAGAAUCAUUUAGUGUCAAUAUGUAUUAGAAUAUGAUUCACUGGGUUAAGAUCUGUAAUUUUACUAGUUAUUGGUGCUUAAAAAGUAGAAAUUUUGUUGUUAAGUUAGGAUGUCCUUGCAAUUAGUUUUAUUCUUUUAAACUUCAUUUUGACACCUUAAUUUGCAUUCAUUAUAUUUACAAUUAUAUAUAUUUUUAGAUAGCAUCAUGCAAAGAAUAAGAAAUGUUUUGUCAGCAACAAACCAACUCUUGGCAUCUUCAAUACCACACGUGAGAUACGAAAAAGAUGGCUGAAGAUACAUAAGAGGAGCUGACAAUGAUAUGUGUCAAACCAAAGGUUACAUAUAAGAUUCUAGCAUUGGUAGAAAAAUUAUGCUUUCUGGAACUAUUAGACACUCUUAUUGGUCACGUUGAUCAUCUAUUAAUUUAAUAUACUGGAUUAUGGAAAAUAACUGAAAGUUUAACUUCAUGAGGAAACGUGGUUAGAGAUCUAAUAUUAACUUCUGAUCUAAUAUAAUUGAAAGUUUAACUCCUGGUCUAAAAUUAUAUAUCAUGUUUUUUAAAUCUUUUAAAUAGUUGGACCAAAAUGAAGCAUUUGUACUUUUGUUGUUAAUUUGCUUUAAAAUGAAGUUUAAGCAUUGUGUUGUCGAUUACUUUGGUUCUUUCUAUCUUUUUUAAUAUAAAAAUUGACUUUAGCACUGUUUAUCUUCUAAUACUUUUGAGAUGUCUUAGCAUUAUUGAUGAACUAUAGUUAACAUGCUUUGCUUGGUUCACAUACUUUGUUUUGUUCACAUGGGGUAAAUUUAGAUUUGACCUUAAUUUUUCUUAAAGACGAUCCUUAUAGAGAAGGGUGAUUAUGCUUGAUGUUAGAUACUUUUGCUAAUAGAUGAUGUUACAAACUGAUGUAGGAUUAUGAAUAUUCUUGUACCCAUCAUCUAUGGUAUUUUUUUUUGUAUGUUUACCUCAUAUGUACCCAUCAUUUAUGGUAUUUUUUUGUAUGCUUACCUCAUAUGUUCAAGUUUUAUGAUGAUAAUUAUGGUUAUCUUGUAUGUUCUAGCAUUUUUUUACCAUUACCUUACAAUUACCUUGCAGUUAUCUUUACAAAUGUAGUUAGGAAUCAAUUAAUAAUUUUUAUUAUUUGGAUUGUGACUAAUUAUAUUACAUUAAAUUUUUAAUUUUAUUAGGGUAAUCUAAAAUAAAAUGGUGGUUUUGAAUGUGGAUAUUGUGUAAUGUGGUACAUAAAAGAGAUAGUGUUAGAUGAAGAUCCACAAUUGGAGAGGUAGGUAAAUUUCUUUUUUAUGAAAUAUCUUCUUUAUGUAAUAUUGAGUCAUUUUGCAUUUACCCUUAAACUUCUGUUAAUGCUUUAGUUUGCAGUAUCAAAAAACAAACAGUAUUACAAUUAAUUUCAGUAUGAUGAAGUCAGAAGUAAAGGAAGUGAAUUCGUCUGGUUCUAUGUGGAUGCCUAAGUGUAAGCUGUGAUAUAAAUUUUGAAUUGUAAUUAGAGAUUUAUGGAUACAAAAGCUUUUGGGCGAAGUUAGUCAAACUUGUACUUUUGUGAAUAUACUUUUGGAUUAUAUUUAGAGAUUUGUUGAUAAAAAAAGGUUUUGGGUGAA
This is a messenger RNA of Zingiber officinale, 2902 nucleotides long. RefSeq names its product zinc finger CCCH domain-containing protein 1-like. Lineage: Eukaryota; Viridiplantae; Streptophyta; Magnoliopsida; Zingiberales; Zingiberaceae. Gene Ontology annotation, cellular component: U2-type spliceosomal complex. The coding region runs from base 117 to 497 and encodes 126 amino acids. Gene Ontology annotation, biological process: snoRNA splicing. The transcript has 2 exons. The record is from RefSeq and is a predicted model, not a curated record.